CCCCGCCCCGCCCUCCAGUAGACUCUAGUCGCUAGCCUCAAACCAACUCUCUCUACUGUAUCGAUGAAGUUGUUUCAAAGAUGGCGGAUUUCCUGCCGUCCCGGUCCGUUUUAUCAGUAUGUUUUCCAAACUGUGUCCUCACGAGUAACGAGGCAGAACAAUUAAGGAUAUCUAAAGAAAUAGACAAAAGUAUUUCGCGGGAUAAGACGUACGUGAAGCGGCUUGUGAAGAUUCUGCUACUCGGAGCGGGAGAAAGCGGCAAGUCUACUUUCCUGAAGCAGAUGCGCAUCAUCCAUGGUCAGGACUUCGAUCAAAGGGCAAAAGAAGAGUUCAAGGCCACGAUUUUUAGUAAUGUAAUUAAAGGGGUGCGUGUGUUGGUGGAUGCCAGAGAAAAGCUCCACAUCCCGUGGGGAGAGGCGUCCAACCAGAGGCAUGGAGAGACCAUGAUGGCGUUUGACACGAGGUCGGCCAGGAUGGCCCACGGCAUGGUGGAGACCAGGGACUUCCAGCAGUACCUGCCCUCCAUCCGGGCCCUGUGGGCCGACACGGCCAUCCAGGACGCCUACGACAGACGCAGGGAGUUCCAACUGGGAGAGUCUGUAAAGUAUUUCCUGGAUCAUUUGGAAAAGCUGGGACAGCCGGACUACCUACCGACUCAGCAGGAUAUUCUCCUGGCCCGUAAGCCCACUAAAGGUAUCCAUGAGUACGACUUUGAGAUCAAGAACGUUCCAUUUAAGAUGGUGGACGUUGGGGGUCAAAGGUCGGAGAGACGGAGAUGGUUUGAGUGUUUUGACUCUGUCACCUCCAUCCUCUUCCUUGUCUCCUCUUCAGAGUAUGACCAGGUCUUGAUGGAGGACCGUCAGACCAACCGUCUCAGCGAAUCCCUCAACAUCUUCGAGACGAUCGUCAACAAUCGUGUUUUCUCCAACGUCUCCAUCAUCCUGUUCCUCAACAAGACAGACCUUCUGGAGGACAAGGUGCGCUCCGUCCCCAUCAAGGACUAUUUCCCAGAGUACCCCGGGGAGCCACACAGCCUGGUCGACGUACAGAGGUUCCUAGUGGACUGUUUCCGGGGGAAGAGGAGGGACGUGACACAGAAGCCCCUGUACCACCACUUCACCACAGCCAUCAACACGGAGAACAUUCGCCUGGUGUUCCGAGACGUCAAGGACACCAUCCUCCACGACAACCUAAAGCAGCUGAUGCUGCAGUGAUUGCAGGGGGGUUAUGACCUUUUGAAGUCACCUUUUGGCCUUUAACCCCCCCGUGACCCCUCACCGUGACCCACUGACUUGCAGUGAUUGCAGGGUGAUGAACAGAGAGCAAAAGAGUUGUGUUGUGUUACACUGUGUCACGUGUCACUGCCUUUUAAGUCACCUUUUGGCCCUUGACCUUUAACCCCUGUGAGCCCUCACCUUGACCCCUGAUCUCCAGUCACCUCUGGUGCAGGCUGUCCCCUAUGACCCUUGACCACUGAACCCUGUUACCACUUCUAAUGGCCUUGUACCUGGCAGUUCUAUCCCCCCCCCCCUCUAAACCACUGUAAAUGAGCCCCCCCCCCCUCUAAACCACUGUAAAUGAGCCCUCACACGCCCCUCUCCUCUCUGUAAUGGACUAUUCCAGAGUCUGUAGAUAUGUCGAUGUGUUCUGUAGGAUGAAGUUGCCCUCGGACGCUGAUCCUGGGUCAGUUUUUCAUUUUCCCCACUAAUGGUUAAUGACAGGAUAUGGGGAAGGGAAGCUGGUCCUAAAUCUGUUCUAUAUUACUAUAUUCACUCUGUUGGUUCACUCUUAACUCUCUUGUCUCACUGUCACAUUGUAACCUGUCUGAGCAGCCCAGACCACCGCUGGAGGUUAUCGGUCAAGGGUGAUGGGGUCAACUGGCCUUUCUGUGUUGGAGGGAUAGGGGGGGGGGGGUCAAAGGUCGUCACCCGCGGCAACCAGGGAAGAGGGGGUGGUAACGCUGUAGAACAAAAUGCUGACUGUUUUACUGGCCUCAGCCUGUCGCUAUGCACCUCCACCUGCCCUGAACUGGCUAGAUUCUCCACUUCCUUUUCCCUCAGAGCCUGAUUAUGACCUCACCGUGACCCGCCACCCUCUGACAGCAAAUCAGUGUCACUAUCUGGAUGUGGAACUGAAGAACCAACUGCAGCGGAGAGCUUGUUACUUGUUGUUGUUGCCGGGGGGAAGUUAAAGAGUGGGGGGAAUUUACAGCACUGUACUAAAACUAAUCCUUAAUGAUUCCACAAAUAAGCCUUUUACCACUGUCUGAUGAUUACCUAUCAAACAGAGCUACACACACACACAACCUGCCCAUAGAGACUCUUCUGACCUGAUCCCUGUCUUAGUCCUGGCCUUACUGUUUGGAACUUUAGUUUUUUAAUCAGUUACAUUUGUUACUUUUUUUUUCUCACAUAGAUUUAUUAUGAAUAUAUGUACCUAAACAUUGUCUUAAGUUAUAUUUGAAAGGUUUAUGCACAAGUUUGAUUUACACCUGCUGAUAGGCAGUGUUAAAGGCUAUGGAAGAGGGUGGGUGAACACACACACACACACACACACACACACACGGACCGCUCAGACAGACUUGCUCCAGACAGACUUGCUCCAGGCAGACUUGCUCCAGGCAGACUUGCUCCAGACAGACUUGCUCCGGACAGACUUGCUCCGGACAGACUUGCUCCGGACAGACUUGCUCCGGACAGACUUGCUCCAGACAGACUUGCUCCAGACAGACUUGCUCCAGACAGACUUGCUCCAGACAGACUUGCUCCAGACAGAUUUGCUCCAGACAGACUUGCUCCAGACAGACUUGCUCCAGACAGACUUGCUCCAGACAGACCAGUUGAUAAACUACUGAGCUAAUUCUCAGGAUACAUUGUGGACCACUUAUUUGUGUAUUUAGAGCAAUGAUAUUCAUUUGCCUAAGUCCUAAAACACACACACAGGCGGCUGUCCAUCAGAGGCUGGUAGUCUAAACAACUUGUCGGCCAGCUACAUCCCCUCUUCCAGUCCUCAUUGUUUCUCCCCUCUCUCUCUUUCUGUCCCUCUCGCUGUCCCUCUCUCUGUGUUAGUGUAAGCAAGUGAUCAGCCUUAUAAACCCUGUGGAGUCUCAUCCUAGAGGGGAGAGACGGUGAUCAGCCUUGUAAACCCUGUGGAGUCUCAUCCUAGAGGGAAGAGACAGUGAUCAGCCUUGUAAACCCUGUGGAGUCUCAUCCUAGAGGGGAGAGACGGUGAUCAGCCUUGUAAACCCUGUGGAGGCUCAUCCUAGCGGGAAGAGACGGUGAUCAGCCUUGUAAACCCUGUGGAGUCUCAUCCUAGAGGGAAGAGACAGUGAUCAGCCUUGUAAACCCUGUGGAGGCUCAUCCUAGAGGGGAGAGACGGUGAUCAGCCUUGUAAACCCUGUGGAGGUUUAUCCUAGAGGGGAGAGACUGUGAUCAGCCUUGUAAACCCUGUGGAGGCUCAUCCUAGACAUACUCUUAUCUCUCAGUCAGGGAAAAGUGGUGGGGAAAUGGUGUCAAAUGAUUUGAUGAAUGAUGAAUCUUUCUCCUUAACUCCUCAGCGACCAAUGUGUCUUUUAUUCCUAGCAAACCCCCAUAACAGGUCUUUAAAUGAGUUGGACGUUGGGUUUCUACCAACUGGAGGGGAACCAGGAGAUACCUUUCACAUUGUUGUACCAGUUAUCCAGGGGGCGUCUGAAGUCACACCCUACUACUCCCUAUCUAGUGCACUGCGUUCGGCCCUAUGUGUCUUUGGUAGGGCACUACUUAGUGCUCUGGUCAAAAGUAGUGCACUAUAUUAUUAUUAUUAUUAUUAUUAUUAAGGUAGUAGGGUGCGGUUUUGCACGUAGACCCCUAAAAUCACUCUCGUUGUCUCUCUCGCCGUUUCUCAUUGUCUCUCUCUCUCGCUGUCUCUCUCUCUCUCUCGCUGUCUCUCUCUCUCUCUCGUUGUCUCCCAAGUGAGCGCUAUUCCCUAUAUAGUUUUGGAUGCAGUCUGAGUCUCGUUGGCCAAACAUGCUGCAUGUGUAGCUCAAGUCUCUCUCACAAACACUGUCAGCCCUGUUAGGGCUUCUGACUGAUUGCUCCAGGCCACCCCUUCCAUAGCUCCGAGUCAUCCCCAGCACAGAGCUCUUUGUCUGGGCUGAGACUGUGUGUCAGGGCCCCUUGGCUGAAGGCCCGAGGCUCUGGAAAGAAAGGGCCACCAUUCCAUCCUCCUAUACCAGGCGGAUGGACUGGUGUGACUGGGAACAGUGUCUCCUCCCCCCCGCGCCACACACACACACCAGUAAGUCAGACCAGACUAGGGUCUGUGGUUUGUCUUUGUCGAUGCUGAACAAACACACACUCCUACAGAAACAGACCACUUUCUCCCAGGGGAUGUAGAUGUCCACACAGAUUAAUACGGAGUUCCAACUAAGAUGCAACAAAAACAAAAAAUAGCCUUAUGGGCCACCAUAGUUAAAGUAUUUAGCCUUAUGGGUGACCUCUGACCUGGGUUAAAUAGAUGUAACCAUCAUCACUGUGCUUGCCCACCUCAGGAGCCCUGCUGUUUAGAGUAGCUAGGUCCUUUAAGAGUGUUGUCUGAAGUGGCCUGAUCAACAGUUUUCCAUUGGACCCAACAUGUCCCAAAGUGAUCGUUCUAGAAUCAUGUGCAUUCUAGAACUGUGUGUCCAUUCUGGAACUGUUUCUAGCCAUUCUAUUUCUAUGGGUGUAGUCAGUGCUUUUUGCCAAAUGUCCUCCAGAGUGACUCAAUACCCAGUAGACAGGCAGACGGACAGACCUAUGUCCCCUACUGGUCUUAUGUAGUGAGGGAGAGCUCAAAUGGGAGUCCCAAGGGGCUCCCUAUUCCCUAUAUAUUGCACUAAUUUUGACCAGGUCCCAUAGGGUCUAAAGUAAUGCACUAUGUAGGGAAUAGGCUGUCAAAGACAGACAGACGCAGGCCUUUGUCUUCUCCGGUCAGAGAAAAGGGUAGACAGUCUGCCAGUAGUAACACAGUGGUCAGUAUUCAGUCAGUGUGUAUAUAUCUGCUCCUUCAGGCCGUCUAUCUCUGUGCUGCUGCUGCGGGGGGUUUAAAUGUGUGCCAACGGCUCCGUUCCAAUAUCAACGCUAGCACACUAGCUAGAAUGCACUGCUUCCUUCAUGUUAGUGUGGAUGUUGGAAUGCAGCCCAAGAGUCAGUCAGAACACAGUGUCAUUUCAAAUGCCCAGGCCCACUUUGAUGAUGUCACAAAGCCUGUUUCAUUAGGUUUCUGCUACAGACAAAAACCUGCCUUCAGUGGCCUGGUCGUCCUCCACAACGGGUUUUAACCCAGUCUGAGUUUUAAUUCAUUGUGUCAAAAAGAGUUGUGGAGGUUUCAAGCUGUUAACUGUGAUGUCAGACCCCCGUCCUGCCCUGAGAACUGUCUGUUACCCUCUCUGUCUCUCUGUCUCUCUCUCUCUCUCUCUGUCUCUGUCUCUGUCUCUCUGUCUGUGUCUCUGUCUCAGUCAUCACUGAGGGUUCCGACACACAACGAGAAUGAAACGUCAUUCUGGUUCUAUUGAUUCUAUGGAAUGUGGAGGAAGGUUUGGGGCCUGGUCCAUUAUAUCAAGGUGGAGUUGUGAAUGUGCAAUCUGACAUUGGACCUGGGAUGGGAAGGACCUGAGUUGUGUUUGUGUGAGAGGUGAUGGUGUUUUAAAGCUAUGCAACAGCACUGUGCUCCGGUCCACACAGCAAAAAUACUUAAAUGAACCACUUCUUGUGUAUGUUAUGAGAAUGAUCCUGAUGAUUUGUUACUGUUGUCCCAUGUUAUCCAUUCAGUUCUUUAUUAGUGAAGAGGGAAAUAUGCAAAUGAUCUGCCAAAACAUGACUGAUGUUGUGCCUCUUGUUACCCGACUUUUUUCCCCGUCAAGUUUUUAUAAAUACAGUGUUUGCCUUAGCGGUGUUUAUAUGUCCUCGUUUCAAUGAUGGCUGCGUUCCAAAUGGCACCCUAUUCCCUACAUGAUGACCUAUUGGCUCUGGUCUAAAGUAGUAUAAGUAAAUAGGGACACGGGUGUCAUUUGGGACAGUAUCCAAGAAGUUAAUUCACAUUACGAGUCCCAACAAUGGUUACAAACGGUUUCUCUUGCUUAUACAGUUGAUGAUUUUUUUUUUUUUUUAUUGUUUAUGAGAAAAUGCUUUCGUUGUACAGUCUCUAACUUAUACUGUCUUACCCUCUUACUGUUCUGCCAAUAAAACCACACACCAUUUUACAAACUGA
Molecule: messenger RNA, 6228 nt
Organism: Salvelinus fontinalis (brook trout)
Lineage: Eukaryota; Metazoa; Chordata; Actinopteri; Salmoniformes; Salmonidae
Product: guanine nucleotide-binding protein subunit alpha-13
Exons: 5
Coding region: 81-1214 (377 amino acids)
Biological process (GO): Rho protein signal transduction; adenylate cyclase-activating G protein-coupled receptor signaling pathway
Cellular component (GO): heterotrimeric G-protein complex; brush border membrane
Molecular function (GO): guanyl nucleotide binding; GTPase activity; D5 dopamine receptor binding
Source: RefSeq, a predicted model, not a curated record